Messenger RNA from Coffea eugenioides, 2478 nucleotides. Its product is annotated as disease resistance protein RPM1-like. Gene Ontology annotation, biological process: defense response to other organism. Gene Ontology annotation, molecular function: ADP binding. The coding region runs from base 1 to 2478 and encodes 825 amino acids. The transcript is spliced from 2 exons. The record is from RefSeq and is a predicted model, not a curated record. NCBI's taxonomy places the organism in Eukaryota, Viridiplantae, Streptophyta, Magnoliopsida, Gentianales, Rubiaceae.
AUGAGAGCUUUCCUGCAAGAGGCAGAAGCAAGUCAGAAGAAAGCGUCCAACUCACUUUCUGCUGUGAACAACACAACAUGGCGCUAUAGCAGAGAUGAUGCGCUGCUUGUGGAAGAAGCUAAAUUAGUUGGCAUUGACCAGCCCAAGAAACAUCUAAUUUCUCAGCUCCUCCAAGGGGAUGAUUACCAACUGAAAGUUGUUUCAGUGGUUGGUAUGGGAGGACUUGGCAAAACUACCCUGGUGAAAAGAGUCCACGAGGAUCCUGAAGUCAGAAGGCAUUUCCCAGUUCGUGCUUGGGUAACUGUCUCUCAGACAUGUGACUUUCAGUACCUCCUGAAAGACUUGAUUCGGCAGUUACACAAGGAAGGGAAGAAACCAGUCCCACAAUCGAUCGAGUCUUCGAAUACCACCGAGCUCAAAGAAAUUAUCAAAGAUUUUCUUCAACAAGCUGGAAGGUAUGCAAUUAUUUUUGAUGAUGUAUGGGACGUGGAAUUUUGGAAUACCAUCAAAUUUGCUCUGCCCGAGAGCUGCUGUGGCAACCGUGUCAUGCUAACAACUAGAAAAGCUGAUGUAGCCUCUGCCUCUUGCAUUGAAUCUCGGCGUUUUGUCUACAGAAUGGAGCCACUAUCAGUUGAGGAUUCGAGGACCCUGUUUUGCAACAAGAUCUUUAACGGUGGUAACUGCCCUAGCCAUUUGAUGGAUGUUGCCAAAGGUAUAUUGGAUAAAUGUGAGGGCUUGCCCCUUGCUAUUCUUGCAAUCGGUGGGCUUUUGGCUUCGAAAGAUGUAAACAGAAUAGAUGAAUGGGAGCUGGUUCGACGCUGUCUCGGGGGUGAAUUAGAAGGCACGGGUAAGCUGGACAGAGUUAAAAAGAUACUCUCUCUCAGUUAUGGUGAUUUGCCUUGGCAUCUAAAGGCAUGUCUGUUGUACACAAGCAUCUACCCAGAGGAUUGUGAAAUAGCAUGCUAUGACCUAAUUAAUUUGUGGAUUGCUGAAAGGUUUGUAGAAGGGAGAGAAGGAAUGAGUAUUGAAGAUGUAGCCUGGAAUUAUCUCAGUGAACUCGUUAAUAGAAGUCUAAUUCAAGUGUCUAAGGUGUUUUAUGAAGGAAUACCCAACAAAUGUCGAAUCCAUGAUCUAUUGAGAGAAGUUAUUCUUCUCAAGUCAAGGGAACAAAACAUGGUCACAGUUACUACUGGACAGCCGACGACGUGGCCGUCCGAGAAGGUACGCCGUCUAGUAGUCCAUGGUAGUAGCAGUAACAACACCCAGCACCACCAACAAAGACGAAGUUAUUGCUUUGACCACCUUCGGUCGUUCAUUACAGUUGGAUCCAUGAGCCCGCUACUAUCCAAAACGUUGUUAUCUGGAAUUUCAAGGAGUAGUAAGCUGUUAAAGGUUUUGGAUUUUCAUGGUCAAGAGACACAGGAGGAAAUACCAAAUGAGAUUUUCAAGAUGUUUCAUCUCAAGCAUCUGGACCUAUAUGGUACAAGAGUGGAGAGAGUCCCAAAAGCCAUUGGAAAGCUUCAACAUUUGGAGUUUCUUGAUUUGGGAGAUACUGGAGUUAGGGAAUUACCCAUGGACAUCCUAAAGCUGCAAAAACUUCGGUUUCUCAAAGUAUAUCAACAAGUUAAUUCUUCCGAUGAUGAUUAUGGAUAUCAUGGGUUUAAAGCUCCCUCGAAUAUGGGAGUGCUUCUUGCCCUAGAAAUAUUAAACUGCGUAGAUGCAAGUAGUGGGUCCACAAUAAUCAAGGAGAUAGGAAAGCUGUCCCAAUUAAGAGAGCUAUAUAUUACAAAGUUGAGAAGAGAAGAUGGAAAGGAACUCUGCUCCUCCCUUGCCAACCUCACCAGUCUUCAGAGAUUAAGGGUUGAAUCAAUUGGAAAUGGUGAUGAUCAUGAUACAAUCGAUCUAAAUCAUCCUUCUUCUUCUUUUCUUCAAUCUCUUCAUCUGCUGAUUUUGUGUGGCCGCUUAGAAAAGAUGCCACAAUGGGUAGCUCAUCUUCACGGCUUGGUAAGAAUAGAUUUGAAUUGGAGCAGGUUAAGAGGCGAGGAGGAUCCGCUUGAAUCCCUCCAACAUUUGCCCAAUUUGGGUGAAAUUAAUUUCUGUGGAUCUUACCAGGGAGAAGGGUUGUGUUUCCAGGCUGGAGGGUUCCUAAAUCUGAAGUGGAUGCAAUUAAAGAGAUUGGAAGGGUUGAGAUGGAUGAGAGUGGAGGAGGGUGCAUUGCCUCGUCUACAAACACUAUUUUUGCGGCUACUUCCAUUACUAGAGGAGUUGCCUUUGGGUAUCCAGCACUUGAUCCAGCUUCAACGGCUGAUUUUGGCUGAGAUGAGUUCUCAAUUGAGAGAGAAGCUGUUAGAGAAUCAGAAGGAAGAAAGUGAAGAUUACACAAGAAUCGCACAUAUUCCUGAAAUUUUCAUUGGUUACUAUACAGAUGAUAGGAAAUGGAGACACCGCAACCUGUGGGAGGAGAAGAAGAAAACAUAG